This is a messenger RNA of Cucurbita maxima (winter squash), 2355 nucleotides long. RefSeq lists its product as uncharacterized. The transcript has 12 exons. Lineage: Eukaryota; Viridiplantae; Streptophyta; Magnoliopsida; Cucurbitales; Cucurbitaceae. The record is from RefSeq and is a predicted model, not a curated record. The coding region runs from base 676 to 2319 and encodes 547 amino acids.
CAGUCUUUGCCCUCAAAUUCAUUCCUUAUUAAUAUUUUAUGCAAUCGCCUCUCAGUGUGCUUCCAAAGUCACUAACAAUCACAACCCACAUGGGAUUUGAUUUAUAUUUAACCAAUGAAAUCUUAAUUACUCUGGUUGUACUCUGUUUUCAGGAUUCAUUGUAUUCUGAAAGUCCAUUCCCAAAAGAAAGUAAAAAAAAAAAAAAAAGGGAUAUAAAGGAGAUGGGGUUCGAAAGAGAAGGCACACGCUGUUCCAUGAUGAAGCUGGCAUGUUGUGGACCAUAGAGAGGGAUAUGCAAGAGAUGCACAUAAACUUUCUGCAAAGCCAUUCGUUUUACCUUUCAAUCUGUGAGUAAAUCUAUCUCUUUUUCUCUCACAGAUAAGCUUUUGAAGCGGUGGAAGAUAUGGUAAAUUAGUCCCGAGGCGGUAAACCCGGUUGUCUGUGGCCGUCAUAUACAGUAUCUUAAAUAGACUUCCAUGUCUCCGAGACAUCCAGUAUCUGCUAUUCCGAAAAUAAAGUCCCAAUUCUUGUUUCUUUGCAUUGAUCGAGGAAUGUCGAAAUUGGGAGGUAAAUCGUUGAGAGUGGUCUUUCGCCAUUGAAUUUCUUAGACGUCUAUGAAAAAAUGAGCCUCUUUUCCUCUCAGAAAGGUUUGAUCUCCAUUUAAGUUUUGAAGAGAUGGAUCGCAAAGGGAGGACAAGGCUGCAGUCAAUGAGAGCAUCUGCGAAUCAUGAAAAAGGAAGCGUGGAUAUGCCGGCGGCGAACUUGCCUGAUGCAGCAAAAGCAACCACAAGCGGACGGGUUGCAAGCAGAGAGAGAAAAGUGGCUUUACAACAAGACGUUGACAAGCUGAAGAAGAAGCUCAGACAUGAAGAAAAUGUAGGUCGUGCUUUGAAGAGAGCUUUCACCAGACCUCUGGGAGCUUUACCCCGCCUCCCUCCUUUUCUUCCUCCCAAUAUGCUAGAACUUCUUGCCGAAGUAGCUGUUCUUGAAGAGGAGGUGGUGCGGCUUGAAGAGCAGGUUGUGCAUUUCAGGCAGGACUUAUAUCAGGAAGCUGUCAACAUUUCCUCCUCCAAGAAGAACAUGGAGUUUUCCCUCAAAAACAAUUCCAAGCAACUUCAAUCCGAACUUUCAGUUCAGAAGACUGAUAAUGGUCUGGGAAAGGAAAAUGAAUCGCGUAUGAAUUCGACAAGUAACCACAGGGUGUCUUCUCUCCAGAAAACCCAUACGAUAAAGACUCCACUCAAGAAAUCUCCAGCUCGUUACAAAUCAUCAGAGAAACCGAAUUCUCCAAAACUGAAUUUCGAAAACCGAGAGACGAGUCCAGAAAACGCUGAAGCUAGACGACUACGUGCUCCAGACAACAAGGUAUCUGGUGAUGAUAGUCCGAACAAUAUCUCUGAAAAUAUUUUGAAAUGCUUAUCGAGCAUUCUUUUAAGGAUGAGCUCAAUCAAGAACAGAGGUGUCACUGAAAGUUUACAUCUAUUCUCAAUGCUAACUACGAGGCAAACUGAAGAGACGGAUCAUCAGGACCCUUAUAAUAUAUGUUCAGAGUUUGGAAUGCGAGAUAUUGGUCCAUACAAGAACGUACAUAUAGUUGAAGCCAGUUCAAUUAAUACAAAGCGGACGACAAACUCGUUGUUUCUAUUCCAAAGAUUGAAACUCCUCUUGGGGAAACUUGCUUCUGUCAACUUGCAACGUCUUACACAUCAGGAGAAACUUGCCUUUUGGAUCAACGUCUAUAACUCCUGCAUGAUAAAUGCAUUUCUACAACUUGGAAUACCAGAGAGUCCGGAGAUGGUUGCUGGUUUGAUGCAGAAGGCAACAAUUAAUGUGAGCGGACACUUGCUAAAUGCUAUAACCAUUGAGCAUUUCAUUUUGAGACUUCCUUACCAUUCGCAAUAUGCUUUCUCAAAGAGUGCCAAGUACGACGAGAAGACAUUUAGAAGUAUUUUUGGGUUGGAGUUAUCAGAACCAUUGAUUACGUUCGCAUUAUCAUGUGGAAGCUGGUCGUCCCCAGCUGUGAGAGUGUACACAGCAUCCCAGGUCGAGAACCAGCUAGAAUUAGCAAAAAGAGACUAUUUACAAGCUGCAGUAGGAAUUGCAUCAGAGAAGUUUGGAAUCCCAAAGCUGCUGGAUUGGUAUUUGCUGGACUUUGGUAAAGACUUGGACUCCUUGGUUGACUGGGUCUGCCUUCAGCUACCAAGUGAAUUAGGAAAAGAAGCAAUUAAGUUGAUAGAGAGGAGAAGAAACCAACCUCUUUCUCAGUUUGUUAAAGUAAUACCUUAUGAAUUUAGCUUUAGAUACCUUCUCUGCACAUAAUAAUUCAUAAUCCAGUUCGUUUUUCUGUGGAUGUUU